Messenger RNA from Drosophila rhopaloa, 1609 nucleotides. RefSeq lists its product as uncharacterized. Bases 138 to 1499 code for a protein of 453 amino acids. NCBI's taxonomy places the organism in Eukaryota, Metazoa, Arthropoda, Insecta, Diptera, Drosophilidae. The record is from RefSeq and is a predicted model, not a curated record. The transcript is spliced from 2 exons.
CACAUCACUAUUGAAAACAAACUACAAUAAUAAAAUAAAAUAAAGUAACUUAAUUAAUGCAUUUGUAUAUUUUUGAUACGACCAUACGUGUAGGGUUAUAUUUUAGGCGGGCUAAAUCCUAGUUAUACAUAAGCAGCAUGGAAAUUGGCAACGACCAGUCCUAUAAGGACUUUUUUGACAAGUUGCGAAGUGAUUCGGGCCCCCGAAAUUUGCGCCAGAUCUUCGAGGACGACGAUCGUCCUUUGGAGAACGAAUCGCCUAGUUUGCGUUAUCAGCCGGGAAGUUCCAAGAAAUCACAAGGUACCCAAAAACCCACGAUUGCCAGGAGUAGUACUAUGGAUACGGGUGAUCCUUACAUUUCCACAUGGAAAACGGUGAUUGCCCAUGUGGUACAUGCCUAUCAAGGGAACGAGACCUUGGGUCGAGUAGGAUUUGCUCUAUCGAUUUUGGGUGAAAUGGAGGCUUCCAAAUUGAUUGUCUAUAAGAGCAAAAACCAAGUGCUGACCACCCUGCAACUGACACCUCGUGGCGGUAAGGUGAUCCUGCGGGAGACCUACCUGCAGUUCUACGACGACGAGCAGCGUUUCUGGAGCCUACGAUUCGAAAGAGAAGCGGAUGAGCGCGAAUUUGUGCGGUAUAUGGUGAAGAACAAUCUGCCAAUAGAUCAGUUUCCCAGCGAGGUUUUGUCCUCCAGCUCGGGAUCACCUUCCUGUGAGGAUUUGUCCAAGUCCGGAGAGAAAUCUAGGAGUUCGAGGAUGAAGGAGACACCGGCCAAUCCUCCACAGCCACAGCCGCGUUUACGUGUGGGGAUUCCAUCUCUGGAGAAGCUGGGGAAUGAGGAACCCGAACUGGAACAGAGACGGGACCGAAGCCCCACAGACGAAGAUGUGAUAGUCACGCCACUGCCGCGACCCAUAGGCUCAUCAAAUACCCAAAAGAAACCUAGUGCUGCUGGCGCCCUGACAAUAGCCACUGCAGGAAAAACUCCGGAUAAUCCUCCGGCGGUAAAAGCAUUGGACAAAUACAUGGUCGAACAGCGAGCCUCAGGCUUGAUGAUGGAGCACAAGAUGGACGCCAUCCUGCAGGCCAUGAAUCGCAUGGGAAAGUCGGCCAUUCCAGUUGAAGCUCCUAGCGAUCCACUGCUCGAUCGCGACAGCGAGGAUGAGAUGCUGGAGCUGGAGCAGAAGCUGCUCAACUUUAAGCGGGAGAAUCGUGCCCUGAUGAGAAAUCUCAAGGCAAGGGAACAGGCCUUGGAGGAUCUACGCUGCUCCGCUUGCGCUCUUUGCGAGGAGCUGCUAGUCCAGAAUAGCGAUCUCAAGGAGCGGAAUGAACAGCUUUUGGCCAGCAAAGUUAACCGUGAUUUAAAUUCCGCAUCCGCAUGCCACAAUUGUGAGCAGUCUUCCAAGCAGAUAGCCAAAAUGCACCAACACAUUUCCGCGCUGCAGGAAGCCUUGCGCAUCUAUCAGAAAUCAGGGGACUCUAGCUCCGGUCGCUUAUAGUUGCUAUCCAAAUUAAUUUGUUUUGUAUUGUUACCUAAAAUGUAUUAUAACGCGUGUGAGGGUUCCAAACAUAUCCAUAAAUACAAGCCAGACACUACCAGCUUUCUUUA